Molecule: messenger RNA, 3535 nt
Organism: Suillus discolor
Lineage: Eukaryota; Fungi; Basidiomycota; Agaricomycetes; Boletales; Suillaceae
Product: phosphoinositide polyphosphatase
Exons: 20
Coding region: 174-3341 (1055 amino acids)
Biological process (GO): phosphatidylinositol dephosphorylation
Cellular component (GO): endoplasmic reticulum
Molecular function (GO): phosphatidylinositol-4-phosphate phosphatase activity
Source: RefSeq, a predicted model, not a curated record
UUUUUGUUGUGACUUCUAAAUUGGCUCAAGGCUGGGCUGCAGCUCUCACCUUUACGACGUAACGACUUAAAUUUAGAAGGGUGGGUCGAUAUAGUAGCCACGGUGGAGUCGGGUGGACCUGACGGAGUCCUUAAGUAUAACUACGGCGUGCACGACAGAAGACUUGUACAAUCAUGAAACGUCUGUUCCCCAAGUCAUCCAAGAAUGCGACUCCGAGUUCUGCCAAAUAUUCUGCUCCUGAGCCGCCAAUGGCUGGUCGUACGGCGACAGCACUCCCCGCGGCUACCACUGUUGGUCUGCAACCGAACUAUGUCGUUCCUCCAGUUCCACACCCCAAUCCUCACGAGCACAUUACGUUGCUUGCAUCGGAGGAUGGUCUGCUCAUGCGUCCGCACUGCGCAGGACUGCCUUACCCCGUGUCAUAUGUUCGCGUGUCAUGGGGCAAGACAACACACAUAGCAGAACUGCCCAGCGAUCGUGGAAGGCCUUCUGUUGAUUGGAAAGAGGGUGUGGUCAUCUAUGGGAUUGUGGGCUUAAUGACCUUGUUCAAUGCCUCAUACCUCUUGGUCAUAACGUCUCGAUCUGACGUCGGGCAAUUGUUUGAUGCCUCACACCUGAUUUAUGGGGUGAAAAGUGUUGUAUCCAUACCCCUCGUGAAGGACCGUGCCAAAUCAAUCCUUUCGCGCAUGGCAUCUCGUAACACGUCUGUAAACAGAUCCUCCCUUCUUGUGAGCAAUGCAGACGAUCUCCAGGUCCCUGAUGAAGGGACCUCGGGGGAGCCUCGCGUGAAAUUUGCAGACGAGGAGGAAGUGAAGAUCCUGACUCCACGCGAUCAAGUGGAAUUCUCCGUUAAUAACACCGGUCGACCUGCCUCACCUGUAUCAUCCGGUGCUUCAACUCCUGCUUCCGAUGUGUCGAUGACCCAUUCUCCUGUAUCGACGAUUGCAAAUCGCAUGUCGUUCUGGGGCCGUCUAUCGAAGCGCGCAUCGAGCACAUCCGAAGGAGCAGACGUAGGGGAGUCUCUCCUCGAUGAGCGAGAGUUGUUUGAUUCCAUAAUACACGAUGCUGAGGGAGUACCUGACAAGGUGAUCAGUUCCAUCAUAGCUGCAACUGCACCACCACCGGAUAGCUCAGAGGAGCGUAACUCUGAGCUCGAGGCACGCAUUAUACGCGGAUGUCUCAGAGAAUUCACGAAAGGCGACAUGUACUUCGCUCUACAUUUUGACAUCACAAGAUCUUUGCAACACAAACAUGAGCAAUUCACCAAGAUGCAUACUCAAAACAAGCUACUUUCGGAACUGGAUGCUCUUCCGAAAGAUACGAAUGUUAACCCACUAGACGACAAAGUGGACGCUCUUUUCGAGCCAUCUGUUAUAUUACCAUUGUGGAGACGGGUCGACCGUCAUUUUUGGUGGAAUGAAUGGUUAUCCAAGCCAUUUAUGGACGCUGGUCUUCACUCUUAUGUGACACCGAUAAUGCAGGGAUAUAUUCAGAUCUCCUCGUUUGAUCAACCCAAAGAUACCUCCGCCAUGCAAGAUGAUUCAGCGGAGCCCGUUGAUUACAUAGUUAUCUCGCGACGCUCCAGAGAUAGGGCCGGUUUGCGAUAUCAACGCAGGGGUGUGGACGACGAGGCUAAUGUAGCUAAUUUUGUGGAAACGGAAGUAAUCAUGAGAGUUCAGAGGAACGGAAUAAGCAACGUUUUUAGCCAUGUGCAAAUUCGAGGCUCAAUUCCGCUAUUUUGGACGCAAUCAGGUUACAGUAUGAAGCCACCUCCUGUCCUUGCACCCGAAAGAAGCCCUGCGCAGAAUUUGGACGCCAUCAAACGCCAUUUCCGUCGUGCUGUCCCUGUGUAUGGUCCACAUACCAUUGUUAAUCUUGCAGAACAACAUGGGAAGGAGGGAAUGAUUACAAAUGCGUAUCGUGAAUAUGCAACUAAAUUGGAUGUGAAGGAUGUUCGAUACUGCGAAUUCGAUUUCCACCGCGAAACGAGGGGACUGAAGUACGAAAACAUUUCCAAGCUCAUCAAUCAACUCGAACGUGUGUUUGAAAAACAAGGGUUCUUCUGGGUUUCGAACAACAUGCUCCUAUCAAAACAGAAGGGUGUAUUCAGGGUUAAUUGUAUUGAUUGUUUAGACCGCACUAACGUUGUCCAAUCUGCCUUUGCAAGGCAUGUGAUGAGCAUGCAGCUUGAGGCUGUAGGACUUCUGAGUCCUCCCCAAAGUGGAAAGUCGGGAGUGGAGGUUAUUUUUAAUGAUGUCUGGGCCAACAAUGGUGAUGCGAUCAGUCGCGCAUAUGCUGGUACAUCUGCCUUGAAGGGUGAUUUUACCAGGACUGGGAAGCGAGACUUGGGGGGUAUGCUCAACGAUGGUGUAAACUCCCUUGCUAGAAUGUACAGCGCGACCUUCAGCGACUGGUUUUGUCAAGCUAUCAUCGACUUUAUGCUUGGCUACAGGACUCUCUCUGUUUUCGAAGAAUUUCUCAUCAAGUUACAGUCGACUGAUCCUAGAGAACUCAUUCGUUUGUCAAGGAUCAGAGCAGAAGCUAUAGCAACUUCUGUCGCUCGCGUAUUAUCUGAAGGCGAAACUUUGAUAUCUGGGUGGACGAUCUUCAGCCCGGAGCAAUUGAAUGUCAAAUUCGACGAUCGAUUUGAGGAGAAAGUGUUACUCUUAAGUGCCCGCGCUCUGUACAUUGUCAGCUAUGACUACAGCUUGGAGAAGACCAAGAUGUAUAUCUGCGUCCCUUUGGAUGCGAUCGCACGACUCGAGAAAGGCGCUUAUAUCAUAUCUCCUCUGGAAGAGGCGAGCAGGGAUCCAGUGCAGAACGCUGGCUUUUCGAUUUACUGGCAUGCCAGCAAUAAAAUCAGCAUGCGCAUGACGAGUUAUUCAAUCAGAAACUGUCCGGAAGACGCCCUGACGAGGUCACCGCCAGCGGUAUCGGUCAAUAGUUCCACUCAGUACAAGCCGACGCUACCACGUCGCGAGCCAACGAAGACCGCCAACCUAUCAGGGAUAAUGUCUAAAGUUUCGGAGAACGCGGCUGGUGCGACCAACGUCUGUUCUGCAGCUUUCAAAGCCCUCCCAGUAGACCCUGCUCGAGUUAGAAGUGGAUCUAGCACUGGAUAUGCAGAGCCUGCAGAUGAUCUCGCGGGAGCGACUACUUGCAAGCAAGUCGUUGACAUGAUGGUAGACAGCAUUAAGCGAGCUUGUGAGGAUGCAGGAAAUUCUCCUGUUAUCAUGGAUCGCGAUGUAGUCAGUCUCACUGAAGCUCAAAAGAUGACCAGUAUCUAUGCUAAAAUGGAAUAUGGCGUCAAACGGUUAAUUUGGUUGGGAGGUUUGGUGUAGUAAGGCGAGGUUUUUAGUUUUAUGUAAUGAUUUACUUCGUGGGCUCUUCGCCUAUUAACACAAUGGCAACAGCCCUGAGACCGGUCUGCCGUCACUACAAAGCAAACCACUUGGUUCUUGUCCAAUGGGUCCAAGCCAUGUGGUGGACACUACCUACAAUAAGACCUUCAAUCCAAUAGCAACACAAUGACAAC